Molecule: messenger RNA, 1077 nt
Organism: Phytophthora infestans T30-4
Lineage: Eukaryota; Oomycota; Peronosporomycetes; Peronosporales; Peronosporaceae
Exons: 4
Coding region: 1-1005 (334 amino acids)
Biological process (GO): manganese ion transmembrane transport; calcium ion transmembrane transport; Golgi calcium ion transport
Cellular component (GO): Golgi apparatus
Molecular function (GO): manganese ion transmembrane transporter activity; calcium ion transmembrane transporter activity; calcium ion binding
Source: RefSeq, a predicted model, not a curated record
AUGUCGCGUCUCUUCCAGUUCGUGGCAACCUUCUCGCUGCUCGCAUUCCUGGUCGUGGCCCAGCCAGCGGAGCAGCAACAUGGCGCGCAGGCAGACGCUGCUGUGACGCCUGCGCCCGUGGUCAACUCGGCCGUACGCUCGAAUGCUUUCGAACGCGCAGACGCGGACCACAAUGGCGUCGUGGAUCAGCAGGAGUUUGCAGCCUUCUCCGACUCCAUUAAAAACGCUCUAGGCCCGUUCUUGGGCACUUUCCCGGCUGACGCUGGUGCUGCGGCCGCUGCUGUGUGGGGAACCGGGGCCCGACCCAAGCUACGCACUGGCGGGCCGCAGAAGUUUUGGUCCGGUUUCGUAAGCGGCAUCCUAACCAUCUGGGCCACUGAGAUUGGCGACAAGACCUUCUUCAUCGCGGCCAUUCUGAGCAUGAAAAAAGACCGCGUCGUGGUGUUCGCCGGCGCCAUCGGCGCGCUGAUUGUGAUGACGGUGCUGUCCGUUGUCAUGGGUGUAGUGGCCACCAAGUUCCUGCCCCCGAGCCUGACACACUACCUUGGUGGCGUAUUGUUUGUGGUGUUUGGAGUCAAGAUGUUGUACGACGCCAGGGAGAUGAACGCUGCGGGCCCGUCGGACGAGUUGAACGAGGUGGAGGAAAAACUGAUGGGCAAGAAAGACGACGAGGACACAGAAAACACAGAGGAGGGCCACGCCAAGCUGGAGAACACGACGGACAAUAUGAUCCAGGUUUUCUCGCAGACGUUCCUCAUGACGUUCUUGGCCGAGUGGGGCGACCGCUCGCAGAUCGCGACGGUGACGCUGUCGGCCACCAAGGACGCAUUCGGCGUGACACUCGGCGCUAUCCUGGGCCACUCGAUGUGCACGGGCAUCGCUGUCGUGGGCGGCAAGUUCCUGGCCACGCGCAUCUCGGAGCGGACCGUGACGCUUGUAGGCGGCGUCCUCUUCGUGCUCUUUGCGCUGCACUCGUUCAUCUCGGGUCCCAGUGUGUCUGAGUAAAGCUGCAAACUUGGCAUCAAGCAACCAGCAGAAUAGAUUAAAAAAAAGCGACAAGCUGACUGCAUUUGAUUC